UAUAUAUAUAUAUAUAUAUAUAUAUAUAUAGUCUGAAAUUGAUUUUAGCAUGUUUAUAAUAUGAGCAACGCAAGCAAGCAAACAAACAAACAUCUCACUACUUGAAUUACUAAUCAUUGCCUUAUCUAAUACUUCUGUGUCUACCGAUUCUUCCAAAUUAUUUUUAAUUACACUAAAAUGUUCGAUGAUUGUGGUGCCUGGUUUAAGCUCAAGAAAUGGGUUGAAUUAAUGGAUCAAAUUUAGCCUAGGCUUCGAAGCGAAAUGGUGUUGAAUGGUGUUUGAGCCUUAAAAUUACUUUACAGGAAUCUGUUUAUCCUUCUCAAAUCAUAUUUUCGAUGAGUAACCUUGUUUAUUACAACUGGCACUGGUAUUGUUUCUAGUACACUGACAUUUGUAUGGAUAGUUUCAUUUUCUUGUACUGAUGUGAUGUGGGAAAUUGAACUGAUACACAUAUGUGCCAGGUUCUACGUUUCUUAUGGCCGACAGACUGAUCAAUUUAAAAAUGGACAUGAACGAUGUUAAGUGGCUGGAGUUAGAUGGUAGAAAAUUCUGGAUCCAGGUUUUGUGGUACUUGGUACUCGUUAUCAAGGUGUACCUGCAGUCUUGAGUGGGUUGCACUCCUAAUGGUUUUCAAACCCACGUUAUACAGAUUCCCACUUUGUGACAUUAACAGUGCUGAUAAUGAUUGACCAACUUGAAACUUAGGUCUAGAGUUUCCUGUUGAUAGCUUUUAAUCGCUAAACAUUUUAGCAAAUAUACGUGGUGUCGCUUCAUUGUAACUAAUGUUCACAUUGUAAUUGGCCUAUAAAAUUCAGCGAACACUAAAGGAUUAGAUAAAUAUUACAUAAUACUUAAUAAUCAGCUAAUUGUAAAGAUAAACAAUAUUUAAGGAUAUAUCAAUAAGAUUUUUCCUAAUGGUAUGUACUUCCAUUUGUGCAAAAGAAAUUCCAUUUACUUUGCAAUAGCGCCUUGGAUACGGUACUAAAGAAAUAGUCAUCGCAUCUAAGUUAAGACUAAUAACUGUUAGUUUUUCAUGUUUGACAUUGGUUUGGAGUUACUGAAAUGAUUUCAAACUUAAGACAGUUAAUCUUACACUAUCUAUUGAUAUAAUUCUAAAGGCUUUUGUUACUGCCCAUGUACCACUUCCCACCUGUACAAAAUAACCUGGACAAAUAUUAUACUAAGUGUGUACAGAACUUAUUUUAUUAAGUUACUCUAAUGAAAGGUGACUUAUGAUGUUAAUUUAUUAUAUAGGGUUUUCGUAGAAUGAUAUAACAGUUAAGCAAACACACAAACAUUCUUGUAGAUGGUUUGUUGCAUUUGCUUCAGUGUAAAUAUAUGAAGUGAACAAUGCGUAAGUAAAACACCUGUUACUGAAACUAUUGAACGACAACUUAAAAAUUGGAUAUCUAUGGAAGUCUACACUUUUAAAAAAAUAUAUUGAUUUAUUAUUUACUAUUGAACGACAAAACAGCUGAUGUAGUGUUGGACGGGACUUAACUAGAAGGAAGACCUUGACAUGGAUUUUUAUAUGGCUUACUUACUUACGCCUGUUACCCCCAAUGGAGCAUAGGCCGCCGACCAGCAUUCUCCAACCCACUCUGUCCUGGGCCUUCCUUCCCAGUUCAAUCCAAUUCUUGUUCAUUUCUCUCAUGUCUAUUUCCAUUUCCCGGAGUAAUGUGUUCUUUGGUCUUCCUCUUCUUCUUUGGCCUUCAGGAUUCCAUGUAAGGGCUUGUCUUGUGGCGCAGUUGGGUGCUUUUCUCAAUGUGUAUCCUAUCCACUUCCAGCGCUUCUUCUUCCUGAUUUCUUCCUCUGCUGGGAUCUGGUUUGUUCUUUCCCACAGUAGGUUGUUGAUAAUAGUGUCUGGCCAACGGAUCCGAAGUAUUUUGCGCAGACAACUGUUAAUAAACACCUGUAUUUUCUGGAUGAUGGCUUUCGUAGUUCUCCAAGUUUCUGCCCCAUACAGUAGAACUGUCUUGACAUUUGUAUUGAAAAUGCUGACCUUUGUGUUGGUUGACAGUUGCUUUGAGUUCCAGAUGUUCCUCAGUUGUAAAUAUGCUGCUCGUGCUUCGCCGAUCCGCGUCUUCACAUCUGCAUCAGAUGCACCCUGUUCAUCAAUGAUGCUGCCCAAAUAUGUAAAGGUUUUUACAUCUUCCAAAUCGUCUCCAUCAAUUGUGAUUGGAUUGGUGCAUUCUGUGUUGUAUCGGAGAAUCUUGCUUUUCCCUUUGUGUAUAUUGAGACCUACUGCUGCUGAGACUGCUGCUACACUGGUCGUCUUUUACUUCACUUGUUGUUGUGUGUGCGAUAGAAGGGCCAGAUCAUCUGCGAAGUCUAGAUCGUCUAGCUGCAUCCUAGCUGUCCAAUUUUUAUAUGCCUAUAGGCUAUUUAUUCAUAAACAGUUAUCAUUCGACAACAUAAUUUUGUUUCAGUUGACUGAAUUACUAAAUAUUUAUUCAUUUACCGUUUAAUUAGUUAUAUAAUAAAGUAUUUAUCCCCUCUUCUAACUAAGAGUACUGAAAUAAGUUUGUUUUUUUAAUUAUUAUUCUAAGAAAAGUGUUAUAUUUACACGUGAUGUAUUUUAUAUUUUUAAUUCUCUAAACGUCCUGACUUUUAUUAUUUGUGUUUCCUGUUUUUUUCCUUUCUCAUUGUCUUAUAUUUUCUCUCUCAACUUGAUCUACGUUUUUGCUUUCAUCAAAUUAUAUUCAGUUAGAUGUGAUAUUAAAUGAAAACUUUUAAGUAGUGUUUUUACAAAAACAUAAAUAUCAUGAAUCCGACUGUAUAUACAUUCAUGCGUCCACGGCUUUGAGAUGCACUAAAGUAAGCGAAGGUCAAAAGCAAAUGAUUCUCACCCUUUAAAUGACCUUUGCAUUCACUAGCUCUUUAGGAGGCGUCAACUUAUUUUACGUUAAAAAACCACUUUUAAACAACAAUUUGAAAUAUAUUAAUAUGCCACAUAAACAAAAUGAUUAAUGAACUAAAUUUCCUAUAAAUUAUAGUACAAAAACGUUGAAUCAUUCAAAUCCAGAUUGAGGUGAAUUUGCACUGAAGAUAUUAAAUGGUAAUUUACUAUUAUUAAGAAUGAACAACCAUUACAAUAAACGACCAUGGGAUCAGGACUCAUAGCUCUGUGCGAUUUAUAAUUGUAUGUGUAGUUGUUGAUCUAAGGAACUAAACUAAGGAAUUUUCAAAUAGUAUAAACUUCAAAGUAUAGAAAGUUAAAUAUUCAAUAAUUUUGAGUGAAAAUUAUUUCCAGAUCAUCUGGAAUUCUUAAUUAUUCUCACCUAUCAAAUUGAAGAAACAACGUUUUCCAGUCCCUUUAUUUUCAUGAGUCAUCUAAUUAUACCUAAACCUGAUGACCUAUUAUUAUUUUAAUGUUGUUAAAAAGUGAACGAAUUUAGACUUAAAAGCACAUAAUAUUUCACUGAUCAUUGAAGAUUACUGGCUAUCCGUUGGCUCCUACUUGAAAAACGCAUUUAAGUUAUGGUUCAAAAAAUGCUUAUAGAAUUUUAUCCAUAGUGAAAAUUUCAAUAUAGAUAUUUAUAAGUUUUCAAUCACCUCAUAAGUGAUCUAUAUUGUUACUGGAACUCCCCUGUUCUCAUGAAUAUUGAUUAAUACUACAAUUUUCGCUUACAUGUGCAUCACAAUUAAAAUCAUAGAUAGUUUCUCACUGUAGUUGUUUAAUAUGAACUAUGUUUAUUAUGUAGUAGAUCCAAAUCGAAGUUUUUUACUGUAGUGCAUAUACAUAUGCAUAAAUUCAAACAUCCGCUCACAUUGAUUUUCUUGAGCUAAAACUUGCAUAGGAAGACAUUUAGAUUAAAAAACUACAAUAAUGAAUUGUAUACUAACUUCAUGCCAGGUCAAAUAAAAAAAACGUGAUAUAUAUUCUACACAUUUAUAUCUAAGACAUUUAAAUAAUUUUGAUAGUGGUGUAUAUUAACACAGACACAGCUUUAAUGUUUAGUCAGUUUCUGUCAUCGAUAUGAUGAUGGGAUUAUUAGACAAGUAGAUAAACGGAGGUAGUUUGAAACCAUUGAAAUACAUAUUUUAACUAUUAUGAAUUCAAAACAUAAAAACGAACAUAAAUAUAUUUAAAAUUCGAGAUAUUGUAAAUAUAGCAUGCAAAUAAAGACUAAUAUAUGUAAAAAAAUCUAGUACUUGUAUAAGAAAAUAUGCACAAAGAAUUAUUUUUCACUCGUCAUCAUGAGUCAUUACUAGCCAAUAUCUGUUUUUGCACAGAUAAAAGAUCUUUAAUGAAGAAGUGACAUAAGAGAUAACAAAAAUGUAUUACGAUUAUUAGGUAGUUUCAACGAUGACAUUAUUCAUUACAAUAAGUUUGUAUAAUAUGAGUAAUUUUCCAUAAUGGGUAACAAAAGGCUGAUAUAAAUACCUGAUUAAUAUGAACUUUAGUUGUAAAUAUUCAAAAAAUUGUAUUGAGACAGGUUUUUAUGACGAAAAGUAAUUGCCAUUUACCGUUAACCUCAACAGCUUCAAGCUAAUUCAUAAAACAUAUAUAUUAGUUAGGUAGUUACAGAACAUGGGUUCUUUUUUAUUAUCUUUUCUUCUUUGCUUAAGUCUUCGAGUAUUUAGUAUGGUACAGGACGUGUCUUAAAAAUGAUCACCUGUAAAUAAUGUAGGUAGUGAACAUUGCCAUUUAAUUAAAACAGAACUCAAUUGAAAAAAAUUGAAAACAAUUAACAGCAGUCAGUUAUCGGCUUAUUAUUGCUGAAAUUACAAAUAAUUUCAUCUAUGUACGUGUUUAUUAUGACUGACUUUAAUAUCUUACAUUUUAAUGUGUUACUUGUUUAAUAAGUUUAAGUUUAUAAACUUGACUUUUAGCCACAUUAUUCAAGUGAAAGACAUUGAUACUAUCAAACUGACUAUGUCUAAGUAGGUGGAGUGGGAUUAGAACCUCUUAUUUACUGUUUGAGUGGUUUAAUUAGUAACCUACCGUUCUUAUGUUGAAGACAGAAGAUGAUGUUUGAUAGAUAAGUUUAAUAAGGUGUCCUGUGCUUUAGCAGUAUAAAAGAAUUUAAAGUACGCUGUUUUAUCGUAUAUAUUCUAUUUAUUCAGUUACUUCUUCCCACUGGUGAACAUUACACAUUUAAAUGAGUAUGCUUUUUCUGCACUUAAUUUCUGUUAUACAUUAACUCAACCGUAUCAAAUUAUUUUUCAGUAAAUGAUUUUGUGAUUUAAUUAUUUUAAUUGUAAACCUAAAUACUAC
Messenger RNA from Schistosoma haematobium, 5221 nucleotides. RefSeq lists its product as uncharacterized. Bases 1563 to 2468 code for a protein of 301 amino acids. The transcript is spliced from 2 exons. The record is from RefSeq and is a predicted model, not a curated record. NCBI's taxonomy places the organism in Eukaryota, Metazoa, Platyhelminthes, Trematoda, Strigeidida, Schistosomatidae.